AUGGCUGGCGUCCAGUUCCCUGAACAGUGGGAAGAGCCCGCCUCAUACCCCAAAAUCCAAGAGAUUCUCGGGUGUUCCCCAGACCACGGGAACGUGGAUCUCGCCUACAAGAUUCUGGGCUUGCACAGCAGGGAUGGCCAGCCACAAGCUGCCAGACCGCCGGCCCACGAGUUCCUGGACUGGUGCAACAAUACGCUCUGGAAAAUCUACAUCGAGGGCGGCGAGUCAAAAAAGGGGUCAGUGGAGCACCGGCGGUUCCUCGAGGCCAACAGGCGGGUCCUGUCGGCUGUGAGGACCAUAGCGGGCAUCCGACGGCCCGGAAACAAGGACUGGCAGCCGCACAAGCAGCUGGAGAUAGCGGUCUGGGAGGACGGCGUCUGCAAGGAUGCGCCGGUCGAUCUGAGACUGACCAAUUGGGACCAGAACGUCCCGAUCCCGGUGGACUACGAUACCUUCCAGAGGUUAUAUGGAAGUGAUAGACAGGCGGACACGGAUGAGCGGGCGAGGGAGCAUCGUAGGUCGGGCAAGACCUGGCUGGCGACAACUAACAUGCUCCUGGACGCGCGAGAGCGGGAGAAAGCGGAGUGGAAGGAUCUUGUUCCGUGUUAUGGGUUCCGGGCCGAGCCAUUCUUCAAGUUUCCGCUGGAAAAGUGUGAGGGGGAACGGGAAAUUCUACCACAUACCUUCUUUGCGAACCCCGUCCCGAAGAACGAGGAUAGUCUGUGGUAUUCUCUGUCAAUCCUCGUUCACGAUCGAUAUGAUUACGCGAAACGAAUUAAGGGUAAACUGGCCAACUGGUUUCACCGGCAAUUGGCGACCCCGGGCUCAGAUCGAUUUCGGAUGUAUUGUCAGUUGCUCGCCGACUCGGCCGCGUGCGUGGACCAGGACGACAUUGCGAACUGGGGGUCUCAAGAUCUUCUCCGCUGCCUCAACCAGAAUGAUCCGAACUCUGGCCUACCCAAAGAGGCGGGGUACCACGAGAUGCUCUACCUCAUAGCGGACUAUUUCGCUACCGAGGUGAUUACCUUUACACGCCCUCCGGAUAUCUGCGACUCGGCACCUUCUUCAGGUAACCCGGCGUCUCCUUCAGAGGACCCAUCAUCUCCUUCAGGGAACUCGGCAUCUCCUUUAGGUGACCCGGCAUCUCCUUCAAAUGACCUGGCAUCUCCUUCAGAGCCGUCGCAUUCGUCGAAAAGACCAGUCUUCCAGAUGAGAGUGUACGGGAACCCGUCGUCCCGGCAGGGGUUUUCCCUGUGUCCCAGAAGCCAAAAUAGAAAGCAGAUCCUCCUCGUUACUGACGCUUGUCUACGUCACUUCCAACCCGUCACGUAUAUAAGUCCUGAACUGCCUGUGUUUGAGAGGUAUGAUGGUGUAAGUUGCGGGUAUCAUAUCGAUACGUAUGCCUUUGAAGUUUGGGAUCGCUGGCCGACGAUGCCGUGGUGGCCGGGGUGUGAAUACAAAGAAAACACUGAAAAGUGGGAAUGGGAGGGAGACCGGUCCACAGACGCUGAGCGUUAUCUCAUCUCUGAAGAGACGAAGAAGGCGAUGGAGCCGAGUGAUAUCACCAUGGGUAUAAUUAUGGACCCUGCAACCCAGAGACAACUUCAAGGGCCGUACUUUGAGACGGAGCUAUCGUCUGAUGACCCACUGAAUAAACCGUACCACGACAUGCUGCUCACGUACGCCGCCGACGCGGACACGGACAGGUUCGGGCUGGAGCUGCCCGACCUGGACGUGAGAAAAGGUUGGCGGAGCGCGGUGCCAGGACCCGACGAGGCGCAGGACCCCCCGCUCGUGGUGGCGGAGUGGAGAGCUCGGGCUGGGGAGGCCGAGGAGGCCAAGUUUCGGUCAAAGGGGCAGGCUGAGACGCGGAAGCGGGCGCGCGAGGAGUGUGCUGCUAACGAGGGCCUCGGGUUCGACUCGGAUUAUGGGUGGUUAAGGGUCGAAGCGACGGAGAAGGAGAAUAAGGCGCGUGUCUGGCAUAACAAUACCAAGAGGAGGAGGAAGGAGUUUUACUGA
Molecule: messenger RNA, 2019 nt
Organism: Colletotrichum orchidophilum
Lineage: Eukaryota; Fungi; Ascomycota; Sordariomycetes; Glomerellales; Glomerellaceae
Exons: 2
Coding region: 1-2019 (672 amino acids)
Source: RefSeq, a predicted model, not a curated record